Molecule: messenger RNA, 882 nt
Organism: Lentinula edodes (shiitake mushroom)
Lineage: Eukaryota; Fungi; Basidiomycota; Agaricomycetes; Agaricales; Omphalotaceae
Product: Delta2-dienoyl-CoA-isomerase
Exons: 7
Coding region: 1-882 (293 amino acids)
Cellular component (GO): mitochondrion
Molecular function (GO): delta(3,5)-delta(2,4)-dienoyl-CoA isomerase activity
Source: RefSeq, a predicted model, not a curated record
AUGGACCCAUCGCUAUCUUCAGAAUGGAUCAAAAUCUCUGAGCCUUUCCCUCAUGUACUACAUGCUGAGCUUGCUCGGAAUCCUGUCAAUGCAGUUGGAUUUGAGUUCUGGCGAGCCUACGGAGCUUUAUUCGAUUCCAUCUCAGAGAGCCGUCCUGAUAUCAGGGCGGUUGUGAUAUCCUCAGCAUUCCAAGAUAUAUUCUCUGCAGGAUUUGACCUGUACAAUGCCGGACAAAUCGUGAAAGGAAGGACUGAAGCAAAUCCCGCUAGUGACGCUGCCCGGAUCUCGAUGACUUUCCAAAAGCAAAUAGAGAUGAUCCAAGAAGCUAUAAUGGCACCAGAGAGAUGCACUUUUCCUGUCAUCGCGGCAAUUCACGGAAUAAAUAUAGGAUUGGGGGUGGAUAUCGUCUCUGCAUGUGAUAUCAGGUAUGCCGCGUCGGACUCGCGGUUCACACUCAAGCAAGUGGACAUCGGCAUGGCGGCAGAUAUGGGAACUCUCGCCUACCUCCCGAGAGUUAUGGGGAACUUGAGCUUCGUUCGUGAAAUGGCGUACACUGCCGAAUGGUUUUCAGCUUCCAGGGCGGAGCAAAUGGGUCUCGUUUCCAAGGUUGUCGAGGGAGGAAGGGAGGAAGUGGUUGCAUCUGCGUUGGAACUAGCCAAGGUUAUUGCAACGAAAAGCCCGAUAGCCGUUACUGGGACGAAGAGGCUUCUCAGCCAUGGAAGGGAUCACUCAGUUGCGGAAAGCCUUCAGUUUACUACCUGGUGGAACGCUAUCAUGCUUCAAACCAAGGCGAGUACGAUCUUAGAUUUCUUGAAGAGACCUGGAUCGUCAUUUUUACCAGCACGUCCUGGUGACUUCAAGUUUGGAAAGCCUAAACUGUGA